AUGCUUAACCAUUACUUCCAUGAUCGCUUGAUCCGUGAUUGCGGGUCGAAUGUUCUCCUUUGGCUUUCUUUGCAUGACUUUUAUGCUUUUAUAGAUUAUAUCAAGUCACUCGAUUAUUGGAGAAAGACACAAAGGAUGAUUAUCGCACGCUAUUGUAACUUAAGGCCAUAUCAGGAAGUGCUGUUAGGCAAGCAACAUCCAGAACAGUUGAAUAAGUGUGAAUUCAUAGGGGAUUCAUGGCAGUUUAUUUACCAAAUCUAUAAAAGCAGGAGAAUUUAUUUUGAUAAAGAGAGUUGUCAGUUUGACGAGUCAAGAUCCUCAUUUGACCAUGGACUGUUGAAAAUCAAUCGUACCUACUUGCUAAAAUUCAAGAAGCAGGUGCGUCUACCCGCUGGAAAAUACCGUUUUAUUGGGACUGUGGUACUUGAGAACCCUGCCGGACUUAGCAGUGUCAACUUCAAAAUCGUUAACAAAUCAUCAGGUGAGGUUCUAUGUGAUUACUUCCCACCUUCUUCGAUAAAGAGUCUGGUUCCAGGAGCAAAGCUCUGCGUUUUGAAUAUGGGUGAUUUUGCUUUGGGCAGAAAGAAUGGUACGCUGAAGGAAAUAGAUGAUUUUACAGAUCUAGAUGUUUUGGUCGAGGAUAGUGAGUUUAUGAAGGCCGGUUUCACUCUUUGCUAUCUUGAUAUCUUGCCGAUCGGUCGCAAUGUGCAUAGGCCACCAACAUGGGUAUUCUGGACUAUCGAUAAUCAAACGCCAACUCCAGAAAAUGUUACAAAUGUGCUCUUGAAGCGUCUGUACGAUUCGAUAGAGCAUUCUGUGUCUGGUAAGUUGGAUCUUGAUCCUGCCCCAUAUCAACCUCUUGGAAGUUAUAGUAACGGACAUGGACAUUUUGUUUGUCCAAAGCUUGCAACUUCUCCUGAAGAGCAUAAAGAGCGUAACGCUAGCGUAGGAAUUGAUAUCAGCACAUAUUCGAAAGACUUCUACACCAAAUUCAAUAAGAAAGGUGAGCUUAUCACUCGUACCUUCAAGUUUUUCACAGUUAUAGAUAAAAGGAAGUAUGACAAGGUUCUGAGCCGACGGAGAGAAACCAUGGAAAGAAGCAGCAAAGAACAUCAAAAUGAGCCGUUGAGAUGGAAGUUCGCCCAUUAUUUGGCCGUUUGA
Brettanomyces bruxellensis is the source of this 1161-nucleotide messenger RNA. RefSeq lists its product as uncharacterized. Lineage: Eukaryota; Fungi; Ascomycota; Pichiomycetes; Pichiales; Pichiaceae. The record is from RefSeq and is a predicted model, not a curated record. The coding region runs from base 1 to 1161 and encodes 386 amino acids. The transcript has a single exon.